Messenger RNA from Homalodisca vitripennis (glassy-winged sharpshooter), 1345 nucleotides. Its product is annotated as sequestosome-1-like. Gene Ontology annotation, molecular function: protein kinase C binding; K63-linked polyubiquitin modification-dependent protein binding; zinc ion binding. NCBI's taxonomy places the organism in Eukaryota, Metazoa, Arthropoda, Insecta, Hemiptera, Cicadellidae. The transcript has 6 exons. Gene Ontology annotation, biological process: aggrephagy; mitophagy; endosome organization. The coding region runs from base 2 to 1213 and encodes 403 amino acids. Gene Ontology annotation, cellular component: amphisome; aggresome. The record is from RefSeq and is a predicted model, not a curated record.
CAUGCUUUGUAUUUUGCAGACUAAACGAGUGAGUAGACUGGAUAUCAUGGCUCCGCCAGCUAGACAAGCAUACCCACCAAACAUGACCGAAUCAGUGUCAUUUAAGGCAUAUUUGAAAAGAGAUGGCCAAGACGUGGAAGUACGGCGAUUUGGCAUUGAUGGAGGUGCAAUUACGAGUUACGUCUACCUCACAGGCAAAAUACAAGCAAUGUUUCCAUCAAUCCAGAAUGAUAAUUUUGUAAUUUUUUGGCAAGAUGCUGACAAUGACUAUAUCACUCUGAGCUCUGAUGAGGAACUGAUAGUAGCUUUGACAACAGCCGCCUCACAGCCUAUCAAGUUGUACAUCCAUCUCAAGUCAAACAAUGCACAAGGAAGCAAUAGCCAGGGGGUCCAACAUCCUGGUGUGUUUUGUGAUGGCUGUGAAGGUGGGGUAUUUGGCUACAGAUACAAGUGUGUCACUUGUCCAGACUUUGACCUGUGUGCUAAAUGCGAGGGCAGUGGCAAACACUCUGAGCACUUCAUGUUACGCAUGGCCAGUCCUAUUAACCUCUCAAGUCACCCGAAAGUGUUUCGCAAGCUGUUUGGACGGCCACACAAAUUCCACAGGCGCCAUGGCUGGGAGCGCAGUUUUAUGCAAGGCGAGUCACAGGGACCCAAUCGUUGCCCCUUCACCCAGCAUGAAAACGCUGCGGCAGAGGUGCCGGACAUGUUCGACUUCAGUGAACUGAUGAAAUUCAUCAAUAGUCUGGGUGUGGCUACCACAGCAGGAGGUGCUGAAGCUACUGCGAGCUCCCAAGCUCAGUCUACUGCGAGCUCCAAUGCUCAGCCUACUGCAAGCUCCCAGGCUCAGCCUAAUCGCCCACAACCCCAAGAGUCUCGCCAAACCACGUCCAACCCUAACGCUUAUCUGAAUGGCAUCGGCCAAGCUAUUGCUGCAUUCCUUGAUCCAUUUGGGGUGGAUGUGACUUUCGAUGUGCGAUGCAAGACUCCUGGAACACAGGAAACCGUCUGGAGCCUCCACCCAAGGCUCUCAGUCCCCGAGUACUCCUGCAACUCAACAGCAACCAGCAGGCUCUUCUCCUUCUGCCAGCUCCCAACUCUGAAGCUGCCCCUGCCACUCCUGCCGCAGUCAAUCCCAUUCUUGUCACAGUCAAUCCCACUCUUGUCGCAGUCAAUCCCGAUCCUGUCGCAGUCAAUCCCACUGUCCCGGUGAGCUCCCCUGCCCACUCUGAGACAGUCCGAGAGGGUUUCUCCCACUCCCUCUGGUGCUCGCAGGAACUCUGAUGAUUGGACUUUGCUCAACCGAGAAUCUCCAGUUCGUCUUGAGAUGGCUAUGGAUGUGGAA